CAUUUAUGGAGUUUGUUUGGAGCAGUGAUGAUUCCAGUCUUACAGCCGCUGCGAGGAAGGAUUUUUGAUAAGGUUUCUUUGUGUACCUAGGAAGCAACACUAUCAAGAAAAAAUGUUUUAAUUCUGUGUCUUUCGGGGAACUAAUUCCUAAACCAAAUAUAAGGUUCCAGAUCCCAGUCAGGAAAACCACGGAGUCAUGGAAAACAAAACAAAACAAAAAAAACCAAAUGUUUGUUUGUCGUAAUAGUGAGAUAAAAGCUGCAAGCCAGAAAUAUAUAAUGUUUAAUAAAGCAAAAAUAUUAAAUACGCAACUAAAACUAGAUGCAAAUACCGCUUUUUUAACAGUUACACGUAUCACACAAUUUUUACAAUCUCUUGAGCAUUUGUUGUCGGCCACUCCGGUUAUUAGAGAACCCCGGCUCAACCUGCGAGGACGACGUUCGUGAAGCAGCUUUCAGCUGUUUGCCAUCUAUUUCAGAGCGCAAAGGAAAGGAAACAGGACGAUUUCUUAUGCUCUCUUGGUGUUGGUGAGUUAAGCGUAGUUUGUAAGAGUUUUUCGUGUUUGCGGCCGCUCUUUAAAAUAGGCUCGUUUAGAAACUUGCGGUAAGCUUAAGGGGUUCCGCAAUGACUUGGUGAAACGCAAUACAAAAUCUGUUGGUUGGUGAACCACUCAUCUACUUAAGAGAAAAUACAUGUAACUUUCAGCCCUCAAACUGCACUCAUCCAUCAAAGAGCAGCUGCUAAACUGGAUGUUGACAAAUUGAUCUGAAGGCAUCGCUGGAGAUUAUCCUUAAUUUUCUUCACUGAUCAAGCAUAACUAGAUCACAUCAUGUCUUACCCAACCAGCCAAAUCAACCAUGAAGCAGCCUAUUUGUCUCUCAUGAAAGGAGUGAGGGAAGUGGACUUUCGUGGCCUCUGUGUCCCCAGCGACCUGCUGCUGAUCGGAGACCAUGCCUUUCCUUUAGCCAUGAACAGCAAAGGUCAAGUCCUGAUGGCUGCCUCUCUGUAUGGUGCUGGGAGGAUUGUUGUUCUGGGUCAUGAAGACUACCUGACUGCCUUUCCUGCUCUGGUGGAGAAUGCCCUGCUCUGGCUGCGGGGUGAUGGAUCAGGUGACCCUUCUGUAUUUGUGCACAACAGCGUCACAGUGAUCAGCGACAACCUCAGCAAGUCCACCUUCCAAGCACAAGUGGUGGGGAAUUUUAAUAGCAAUCUAACGACCGGUGUGUAUGUGACGGAUGCGUACAGCGUUGGUGCUGACCCGAAAGACUUGGUGGCCUUUAUGAAAGCUGGAGGAGGGGUGCUGAUAGCCGGCCAGGCGUGGAGCUGGGCUGCAGAUCACCCUAAGGAGAAUACACUGCAUCACUUUGAUGGAAACAAGGUGUCUGGGGUUGCAGGGAUCUACUUCUCUAAGAAUCCAGCAGAGGUGGAAAACCUUCCAGUCUACCCACAGAUCCCAUCCUCCUACAUGGCUGUAGUAAUAGGGAAGGAUUUUGAGGACGACUUGCAGUUCUUACUUCAUGGUGUUUCAGAGCUCGCCAUUCCAAAUGGUUCACUAGCGUCAGAGGUUAUGGUCCAUGGCCCACUAGCAUUUCCUAUUGGUCUAGCAAAUGGUGGACCAGCCUUUUUGGCUGGAGCCUAUUAUGGCCAAGGUCGGGUCAUCGUUGCUGGACAUGAAGCAGUUCUGAGUGCUGAGGCAAAUGCUCAAUUUUGGAAGAAUGCCUUUCACUGGCUUGAUGAAGGCCGAAGGGGCGUUGUUGGAGUAGCACUGGAAAAUGGGUUUACUGUAGCUACCAACUCAGGCCUAGAAACAGAGAGGACGGGCUUCAAGAAAGACCUGAGUGUGUUUGUAUCUCCAUCAAACCCCCAAAGCCACUUGGAAGAGAUCAAGAACUUUGUAGCAGAAGGAGGAGGUCUUCUGAUUGGAGGACAUGCCUGGUACUGGGCACAGUGCCAUAAUGGAAAAAACCCAAUGACAGAAUUUGGAGGAAACCAAAUCCUAAACCAAAUGGGGUUGAGCCUGCUGAAGUCAACUAUUCCAGCAGGUUCAUACAAGGCUCUGGAUCCCAGUCAGACCAUCAAAGAUACAUACCAUUUCCGGCAUCUUUUGCACCGCUUUGCAAAGCAUGUAACUGGGCAGGAAGAACUCAGAAAAGAUGAGGAGGAAUUCCUCAGGAAGCUGGGCAGCGACUGCUCUUCCUACUUGAACAUGAAAGCUCAUGACUCCUGCCACUACUCUCAGGUGGUGGCAACACUCACAGACAUCUUAAAAAAGUCAGGCAUGCCACAGGUGAAUGAGAAUUGCCCUGUCAAAAAUCCCAAAGACCACCUUCUGCUCAACAUUGGGGCAGAGGUUUACAAGGUUUGUCCACAUCCAGACGACCUCCUGCCGUACCUCAUCAAGGACAAUCCACUGCUGCCAGUUGUCCACAAUCACAGGGUCAAAAUUGAUGUCAGUACAGCAGAAGGAGAAGAGUGGAUCAGCACAGGUCUCUACCUUUCUCCUGGUAUGAAGACAUAUGUGGCCAUACCAGCAGAGAUCGUCUACAAAGGAUGGCAGAUUCAGAUAGGCUGUCAAACAGAUUAUCUGAAUGCCGCAGAGUUGAAGAGAGCUCCAUGUGUCCAUGUACGCUUUCCUGUCAACUCUGAGAUGAUCCAGGUGUCGAACCUGUGGGGAGGGCUCAUUUACCUUGUGGCCCCACCCAACACACAGGCACAAGGGUUAGAGGCUUUUGUACAGAUGGCUGUUCCUGCGCCCUAUUACAAAUCAGGUGUUACGACUCAAGCUGAAUGGUCGUUGUUGAGUACAGCUCCUUCACCUUGGGCGGAGUUGGAGUUUGACAACAUCAUCCUCACUGUACCCUCUGAUGUCGUCAGGCGUCUUGAUCAUCCCGAUAAGUUGGCGGUCCUCUGGAAUGACAUCAUGAAGGCCAUCGCUGACCUGGCUGCCAAAUCCCACAAAUUUCCACGGAAAGAGCGUUUUGUAGCAGACGUUCAAAUUUCACAUGGUUUUAUGCAUGCAGGUUAUCCUAUAAUGGCACACAAGGGUUCUGCAACUGAGUUGGUGGAUGUUAACCAUAUUAAGAACAACGGCAUUUGGGGUGCCAUCCAUGAGCUCGGACACAACCAACAGCGAGGCUGCUGGGAGUUCCCUCCACACACCACAGAGUGCACAUGCAACCUGUGGUCAGUGUACGUGCAUGAAGAGGUGUUUGGGAUCAAACGGGACAAGGCUCACGGAGUGAUGACUUUGGAAAACCGACAUCAACGAACCAAGGACUAUAUACAAGGGGGCAGGCAGCUCAGCAGCUGGAGCAUGUGGAUGGCCCUGGAGACAUACAUGCAGCUCCAGGAGAAGUUUGGCUGGGAUGCCUUUAAGAAAGUGUUUGCUGCCUACCACAACAUGAACAACUUUCCCAGAGACAACGAAGGGAAGAUGAACCUGUAUGCAGAGACGUUCUCCCAGACUGUGAGCAUGAACCUGACUGGAUUCUUCAAAGCCUGGGGAUGGCCUAUUGACCAGGCCACUGAACAGAAACUAUCCAGCCUGCCUGCUUGGACUGAUCAUCCAAUGGUCUGAAUGGCAAAGAGUUGAUUGUUUUUGUGCACUGACGUGGUUAUGAGGACCAGUUCCUUUAGACGAGCUUUAGUUUGGGGUAAUAUAGCUAAAAGUUGUGAAGAUUUUCCUGCUUUUUCAUCUUUAUUUAUAACAUUAAAAAGAGAAGGAUAUAUAUUGCAUGCACUUUUCAUCUAUUAAUAUGGCAUCCUAGGGAAGAGGAGAGCAAAAUAUAAAACAUGGUAAUGCAAAACUUUGUUGUUACUUUGAAUUAUUUGCACACAUCACACCUUGGCAAAGGAUCUCAAGAGUUAUUUAGGUCUAUGUGGCAUCAAAGAUUUUAUGAAAGGGGCAUCAAGGGGACAAUUGUAUCUUAGAUAAAAAACAAAUGGAAGACCAAUGUGCUUAUGGGAUAUAGAUAGAUUAUGUAUUCAUGUUCUACACAAAUGAUAUUAGGAUGCACAUAUGAUUUUGUGUAUGAAUUUAUUGUUUUACUUAUUGCAAUAUUACAUGUUAAUCAUUGCUGGAAGAACUUAAUUUUUGUGUCCGUUUACAGUAUCCAAAAAGCCAAUACAUAUCAAAAAUCAAUAAAACAACAAAAACACUUUUGAACCUAUCUCAAUACCUGCUGCAGGGCUAAUAUUAGCUUAUAUCAGUUCAAUUCAAAAACACUUUAUCUCAAAGGAAAAUUAAAUAAAUGCAUAUCAAGGAAGAAGAUGACCUCCAGCUCAGUUGUUUUUUUUCCAUUUCCUAUGUUUUUGUGUGCAUUUUUGUUGCUCUUGACACAUUUAAUAGGCUUUUCAAAGUGAAAUUUUAGUAGACCUUUUCAUUAAAAGGAUUAUUAUGGACCAAAUAAUGCAAAGUUAAUCAGCAAAAUUCUUUUUUAUGUGUGUGGCUUGUAUAACCACCAAUAUUUCAGGCUUUUUGGUAAUAAAAGCAUGUUCUGUUUCUCAGAUGGAGUCUCAGAACUUAGAGGUCACGUUGAAACACACGUUUCUGCUUUUUUUUGUCUGUAUUUUUCCUUCCAGGCUUGUCUAUUCAUGUUCAUUUUGCUUUGGAUGCCAAUCCACAGACAUGCCAUUAAACUUUUCCGUGCGUG
Messenger RNA from Gambusia affinis (western mosquitofish), 4652 nucleotides. Its product is annotated as TRPM8 channel-associated factor homolog. The transcript has 13 exons. NCBI's taxonomy places the organism in Eukaryota, Metazoa, Chordata, Actinopteri, Cyprinodontiformes, Poeciliidae. Bases 830 to 3577 code for a protein of 915 amino acids. The record is from RefSeq and is a predicted model, not a curated record.